This is a messenger RNA of Aedes albopictus (Asian tiger mosquito), 18802 nucleotides long. It is a transcript of the gene LRP1, whose product is annotated as low-density lipoprotein receptor-related protein 1. The record is from RefSeq and is a predicted model, not a curated record. Gene Ontology annotation, cellular component: plasma membrane; apical plasma membrane; signaling receptor complex. Lineage: Eukaryota; Metazoa; Arthropoda; Insecta; Diptera; Culicidae. The transcript is spliced from 21 exons. Gene Ontology annotation, molecular function: calcium ion binding; hormone binding; protein binding. Gene Ontology annotation, biological process: receptor-mediated endocytosis. The coding region runs from base 3025 to 17394 and encodes 4789 amino acids.
AUCUCUCAUUCUGUGUCGAGAACUCGUGUCGGUUGGACGUGCGUCGCGUUUGUUUCGGACGAUUUUUUUCCCUCUGUCUGCCUAAAGGGACAUUGUGUGAAGUUAAAAACAGCAAGAACAACAAGAAGAACACAAUAUAGGUGGUGUUUGCGCCAGCUGAGGAGGAUCGGACCAGCCCGGCUGCUGCAGCAUCCCAUUCGCGGUAUAUGUGAACGGAUUUGUUAUUGCCAAGAAGACAAGACGGAAGACGCGUUAUGGUGGCGAAUCUGGAAAAAGAAAAUUAAAAGUGACCGGACAAGUUCUGGAUUGGUUGGUGUACCUACACAACAGUGAGACGAUUGGCGUUGUCUCUCGAUCCGGUUCGAAGGUGGAGGUCGUCGCGCGAGUGUACAGAACAGAUUGAUGUCUCUGUAACCAGCCAACGACCAUCAUCAUCCACGGUGUGAGACGGACGGACGGACGGUCAAGCCGCCGUCGUCGUGUAAUUGAAGAAGCGAGGCGCGGUCUUGGAAGAGUUUGAAACCGAAAACAGGAAACUGAAGAUGAGUGUAUACAGUGUGUCUAUAUGGAAAGAAGAAGGCGCAGUAAGGUGUCGCAGUUUGUGAAGAACCUCGGGAAAUGACCCUAUACAGCACCGCCACAGUACCAGCUUGGUGAUGAUUUGAAUUUCAAUGUGCGUAUUGUUGCCGUAGUUUCUACGUACAACGUGUUGUCGAGUGUUCUUCAUUAGUGAUCGAUCACAUCAAUCGAGUGGUGUAUAUUUAAAAUUUUAAAAUAAUUCUGGCGACAACGAAACCAGACCAGGGGCAGAGAUAGUGUCAAACUGUGCAAAGGCGUGAGCUUGGGGAAUCGUGCGCUGUGACGAUCGAAAGAAAAUCAUCACGGGCGUGCUGUUUGUGAAUGUCUGUUCCGCUCCUCGGAACGAACGAGCAUCAGCAGACGCGGCGCGAAGAGAAAUAUUACGACAUAGGUGCCCGCGAGAAGCAGCAUUGCCGGUGCCGGUUCUGGUGGUGACGAUGAAUGAAAAUAAAAAUAGCUGCCAAAGGGAGCAGCAGCAGCUAGAGCAGAAGACGACGGCUGUGAGUGGCAGCCGAGAGCGCAAUAGAAUGGGCCUAUCGCGUAGUGAAAAAAGUGCAACGAUGAUGCUAGUAGCAGGGCUGGGAUUGGUGUUGUUUGUCGUCGCGGCGACGCUGCAGCCAACGACCGCGGUUGUCAUUGAAGAAUCAGCGUCGAGUGCAGGUGUUGGUGCUAGCGCGCCGACCGUCGUCAGUGGCAGCGGGCUCGAUGAUGACGGCGGCGGCGGUGGUGAAGGUGGGGUUAAUGGUGAUGGUAGUGAUGCACAAAAAAGCUAUGUUAGUGAUGGUGUCAUUAAUUAUGGAAUUCAAAACAACAAGAAGGAAGAACCGGCUUGGGGUCCUGGCAGAGCGGAAGCGGUGCUGUCCAUUGGCAAGAGAAGUCUUCCCACUACGAAUGCUCCUCCGGCGUAUGAUUCGGAUUUUCUAGAAAAGUACAUACAUAGCGUCGAUUGGUCCGUAAUCUUCUUCUCCGCGGCUAUACUCAAUACUCAUACCGGCCCUCGCCGCGCCAUUGUCGCUCAACAACUCCUUCUACGUCCGAUCAGUGUACAGAACAGAUUGAUGUCUCUGUAACCAGCCAACGACCAUCAUCAUCAUCCACGGUGUGAGACGGACGGACGGACGGUCAAGCCGCCGUCGUCGUGUAAUUGAAGAAGCGAGGCGCGGUCUUGGAAGAGUUUGAAACCGAAAACAGGAAACUGAAGAUGAGUGUAUACAGUGUGUCUAUAUGGAAAGAAGAAGGCGCAGUAAGGUGUCGCAGUUUGUGAAGAACCUCGGGAAAUGACCCUAUACAGCACCGCCACAGUACCAGCUUGGUGAUGAUUUGAAUUUCAAUGUGCGUAUUGUUGCCGUAGUUUCUACCGUACAACGUGUUGUCGAGUGUUCUUCAUUAGUGAUCGAUCACAUCAAUCGAGUGGUGUAUAUUUAAAAUUUUUAAAUAAUUCUGGCGACAACGAAACCAGACCAGGGGCAGAGAUAGUGUCAAACUGUGCAAAGGCGUGAGCCUGGGGAAUCGCGCGCUGUGACGAUCGAAAGGUUUCGCUUCAGGAACGGACCAACGAAGGAACGGAUCGCUGAUUCCAGAUUAUUGUUAUUACUUCAUACAGCGCACAAAAAAAAGGCAGAACGUGGUUGAAGAGAUACCACAACCUAUCCUAUAUAUCAAGGAAGAGAGACUACCACAACCGGCAAAGCAACGAAGCAAAAAGCGAAAAACCUCGGGUGUUCUGUCUGGUGGUGUUGUUUGGUUGACUCUACACAUGUAUCUUCGCCGCCAAGUUGUUCCGCAGGGGUAUUUGUGAUUCAAAAUCUGCGAAGACAUCGCAAAGGAAGAUAAACAAGUGAAACCAAUAAAAGAAGAGAUAAAUAGUAUGUGCUUAUCGCCGCCAGUCAGCAGCUUAAGUACCAACCACAGUGCAGCACAGUCAGUGUCUGACUGAGCGAGCCACAUUUGCAAAGUGUUGAAGUGAAUCAAAGAAUAAGCGAAAUGAUGAAAAAAUUGUUGGUGUUUUGAUGUGCAAAUCGGUGGGCUCUUUUUCGAUUUGGGAUUCUUGGGCAUUCGUCGUUCCGCAAGAAUCUGGUUUUGCGGGCUGAAGUGACCUAGAAGAAUAAGGAAGACAAGUCCCGCGCCCGAGGACGAAAAGAAGAAAACGGUUUCUGUGUAGCGCGAGGUGAAGAGGACGCGCACGCGAUCAUAAAAGUGAACGUGUCCCAUAAAAGGUAUAAUAUUGGAUGGAAUAGGUAGCAGUGCAAAAAAGGCUUACCUUGAAGGCUGUUCUCGAAAUAAUCCGGACAAACGACAGAGAAAAUCAUCACGGGCGUGCUGUUUGUCAAUGUCUGUUCCGCUCCUCGGAACGAACGAGCAUCAGCAGACGCGGCGUGAAGAGAAAUAUUACGACAUAGGUGCCCGCGAGAAGCAGCAUUGCCGGUGCCGGUUCUGGUGGUGACGAUGAAUGAAAAUAAAAAUAGCUGCCAAAGGGAGCAGCAGCAGCUAGAGCAGAAGACGACGGCUGUGAGUGGCAGCCGAGAGCGCAAAAGAAUGGGCCUAUCGCGUAGUGAAAAAAGUGCAACGAUGAUGCUAGUAGCAGGGCUGGGAUUGGUGUUGUUUGUCGUCGCGGCGACGCUGCAGCCAACGACCGCGGUUGUCAUUGAAGAAUCAGCGUCGAGUGCAGGUGCUGGUGCUAGCGCGCCGACCGUCGUCAGUGGCAGCGGGCUCGAUGAUGACGACGGCGGUGGUGGAGGUGCUGGUGGGGUUGAUGGUGAUGGUAGUGAUGCAGAAAAAAGCUAUGUUAGUGAUGGUGUCAUUAAUUAUGGAAUUCAAAACAACAAGAAGGAAGAACCGGCUUGGGGUCCUGGCAGAGCGGAAGCGGUGCUGUCCAUUGGGAAGAGAAGUCUUCCCACUACGAAUGCUCCUCCGGCGUAUGAUUCGGAUUUUCUAGUCACCUGCCCGAGGUCGCACUUCACCUGCGGUGAUGGGAAAUGUAUACCGCAGCACUGGAAAUGUGAUACCUACACCGACUGUACGGACGGUUCGGACGAAAUCGAUUGUGAUAAAGCACACCAGUGCAAAGAGGAGCAGUUCCAGUGUAAGCUAACAAACAAGUGCAUCCCGCGGAGCUGGACCUGUGACGGGGAUGCCGACUGCGGGGUGGUGGAGAAAUUUCGCACCAUCGAUGUGUCGGACGAGGAUGCGGAACUGUGCCGCAGCUCGAAGCACUGUCUUCCAACGCAAACCGUUUGCAGCAACGGCAAGUGUCUAGAUAUAGAGAAAUUCUGCGACGGCGAGUGGGACUGCUCGAACGACGAGCUACGGUGUCCCAAGGGCAACACGUCCGAGUGUGAUACGCUGCAAUGUUCCUUCGACUGCCGGCAAACGCCGAACGGUCCCAAGUGUUUUUGUGCCAAAGGAAGCCAACCGAACGGGAGUCUGUGCGAGGAUUUCGACGAGUGUCAGAUCGAGGGCAUCUGUGAUCAAACGUGUAAAAAUUUGCCCGGAUCGUACAAGUGCACCUGUGCCAGCGGGUACGCCCGGGUCGACAAUAAGUGCCUGGCUAUUAAUACGCCAAAGGAAGAGCCCAUGUCUCUUCUGUUCGCCACAUCGAUCGAUGUGCAGAAAUUCCCUGUGAUCAACGGUUCCGUCGUAGUCAACGAAAUGUCGCCUAGCAUAAAACUGCCACUCCACAACAUCCGUGCCCUGGAGAUGUACCAUCGAAAUCGAACGAUCUGCCUCAUUCGCUCGGCAACGACAACCCGUUUCGAGUGCUAUAACGUGGACAUGGUGAGUCACACGUGGCACAUGCCUCUGCCGGAUCUGUUCCCGAACAUCGAUUCCGUCGAUCAGGUCAGCGUCGAUUGGAUUUCCGGCAACUGGUACUUUCUCGACGAUCAACGGGAAAUAAUCUUUGUAUGUUCGGCCUCCAUGGAACACUGCACUAUCGUGCUGGAGAAUGAUCUGAUGAAGCCUCGGGGGAUGGCCCUGGAUCCGACGGUGGGGUUUCUCUUCUUUACCAAAUGGGGAAAAUCUUUGGCCAGCGUGGAGCGAUCCUUUCUCGACGGGAGUAAUCGGACAUCGAUCGUGCUGAAGAAGAUCGUCUAUCCCCAUGGAGUGGCGUUGGAUCUGGCCCUGCAGCAUACCUACUGGGUAGACACGUACCUUGACUCGAUCGAACGAGUAGACUACGAUGGCAACAAUCGGUGGUUUCUGAAAAAGUCGGCCAACUUCAUGAUCAACCUGCAGUCGAUCCACACCGUCAACGUAUUCGAGUCGACUAUUUUUUUAGCCUCGUGGAAGAAUCGAUCCGUUGUAGCGAUCGAUAAGUUCACGACGGAAGCCAAACUCGUCGCUACGGAUAUCUCCAGGGCUUUCCACUUGCACGUGUUCCACCGGCAGAAACAACCGGAAACGGCUCAUCCCUGCCGACGGCAUAACGGUGGAUGCGAUCACCUCUGCAUACCGGUGUGGAAAAAAUCGGUGGCCAUCGGUCUCUGCAUGUGUUCGCCGGGCUACCGGUUGAAGUCGAAAACGCAAUGCGUUUUGAUCAAACGACCGACGUUCCUGAUCUACGCCAAAUCGAACCCCGGCAUAAUCCGAGGCAUUCCGCUGGGGAUCAAGUCACAGGAAGCGAUCGUGCCGGUGACGGACCUCGGACGGGAUAUUACUUUCGACUACCACAUCGAGGAUCAGCUGAUCUUCUUUGCGCAUCACGACAAAACACAGUCCAAAUUCUCCAUCGAGAGCCAAAAACUGGACGGCACCGGCCGGGAAAAGCUCUGGGAAGCGGAGGGUUCCUGUGAUGGCCUAUCCUACGACUGGAUCGGCAACAACCUGUUCUACACCAAUUCGGAGCGAGGUCACAUAACGGUCCUGAAGCUGGGCAGCCGACGAAUCGCUCACGUCGUCCUGCGUGAUCUGUUGCGACCGCAAUCGAUCGCACUGGAUCCCAAAAAGGGAAUGAUGUACUGGUCCUCGUGGGCACCGGAUGACGGCAAAAUCGAGUGGGCCUGGAUGGACGGCAACCGACGGGAUACGCUUGUUGAUGGAAAGAUUCGACCGAUGAUCUGGCCGAGUGGACUGGUGUUGGAUCAGAUUCAGAAGCGACUGUAUUGGUGUGACUCGAGGACCGGGUUGAUCGAGAGUGUUACGCUGGAUGGACAGGACAGGACUUUGCUGUACGACGGUAUGGCGGGCAAUCACUAUCCGGUGACGAUCGGGGUAUACAAACAGCAAAUCUAUUUCUCUGAUAACGUGAAGGGAAACAUCGAGAGGUUGAACAUGAGUGAUCCAAGUGCUACGGAUACGAUCGCGGUGGUGAAGCCACGUUUAUUCGGGUUGAAGAUCUUCGAUAACCUCACGCAGUACAACAGCAACCACCAACAGCUGUGCGACAAUGAAUGCCCGGGGAUCUGCAUCAACACUCCAGUUCGUCCGGAGUGCGCGUGUGAAGAAUCUUUUGUCCUGAAUGAGAACCGUACCGCGUGUGUUCCGAUAGCCGCGAUCAACAGUCCGCCGAUGAAGUGCCCCAAUGAAACGAACUUCUUGUGUAAAAACGGAGUCCAGUGUAUCGAUCAGCGGUUUACCUGUGAUGACGACCGUGACUGCGAUGAUGGCAGCGAUGAGGAGCAGACUCCAGAUGGACCGUGCAAUCCGAACUGUGACCUGGAACACAACUUCAAAUGUGAUGACCAAAGAUGCAUUAACAGAUCCCUGGUGUGCGAUGGCACGGUGAACUGUAUUGACGAAACCGACGAGGACUACGCCAACUGUUCAAACGUGACUUGCGUGGAUAACUUCUUUCAGUGCGCUACCAGUCGACGGUGCAUUCCUAAGGCCUGGGUCUGCGAUCGACAUCCAGACUGUGGUCCCAGUGAUUUAUCCGAUGAACCACCACACUGCCACAAAUGUAGCGAGUUCGAGUGCAAAAACGGCGUUUGCAUUACGUUCGCACAGCUAUGCGAUGGAGAGAAUAAUUGCGGUGACAACUCGGACGAGGUUCAGUGCGACGUGGAGUGCAAACCGAACGAGUUCUACUGUAGUCCGUACGGGUGUAUUGAUCGAUCGCAGAUGUGCGACCCCAAGUUGAACUGCUUGAACGCGUUCAGUGGGUGCGAUCAACCGGUGAACGGCAGCUUCAGCGGGACUACCAUAGUGCCACCGGAGCCUGUGAAGACCGCAGAUGAAGUGAAACUCGCUCAGUGCACACAGGAAGCUAAGCAGUUCUGUGCAACAGACCAGAACUGCACCAAUCACUACCUGAAUCAAUGUAAAAACGCGACACUUCCAACUGCUUGCUUGUACCCAGACCGGAUAUGUCGACCAACGAAUGUCUGCAUAAAGGUCGAUCAGCUGUGCGACGGCCGCAUGGACUGCCCAGACAAUACGGACGAGGGGUUUCGUUGUAAGGAUCAGCUAUGCGAUAAAGCCACCCGCGAGUGUUCCCAUACCUGCCAUAAUGCACCGGAAGGAUUUGUGUGCUCCUGUCCGGAACAUCUGUUUCUCCAGCCCAAUCUGAAAGACUGCAAGGUUGAUCACGCUUGUGAACAUUGGGGAACGUGUUCACAGGUUUGCACCCCCGAUGGAAAGCACUACAAAUGUAGUUGCAAAGAAGGUUACACGUUGACGUUUGACAAGUUCACCUGUCGAAGUAACAAUCCGGAUGCACCACACGUGAUCUUCAGCAAUCGACAAGAGAUUCGAGGUGUAGAUCUGAACACGCUGGCCGUGAAAAACUUCUACACUUCGCUGAGAAACACCAUCGCUCUGGAUUUUCUAUGGGGGAAUGAAUCAAUACAAAUUUUCUGGACGGACGUGAUCGAUGACAAGAUCUUUCGGGGGACAUUGACAGGGGACUCCCUGAGUAACGUGGAGGCCGUCGUACAGUCUGGUCUGUCAACGGCCGAGGGGUUGGCAGUUGACUGGAUCGGGCUGAAUCUUUAUUGGAUCGAUAGCAAUCUGGAUCAGAUCGAGGUUGCUAAAACUAACGGUAACUAUCGCAGAACAUUGGUUGCUGGAGACAUGGUGAACCCCAGGGCUAUCGCUCUGGAUCCGAUGGAAGGACUUCUUUUCUGGACAGAUUGGGAAGAAGGUGCUCCCAGGCUGGAACGGUGUACCAUGGCAGGUGAAGAUCGGACCACGAUCAAGUACGUAGGUUCCGAUGGGGGUUGGCCAAACGGAAUAACUCUGGAUUACGUUCUGAAACGGGUCUACUGGAUAGACGCCCGCUCGGAUUCAAUUCACACGAUCGACUACAAUGGCCUAAAUCAUCACCUAGUCAUCAAAGAUCAGGAAGUCCUGUCGCAUCCUUUCAGUAUAACCUUGUUUGACAACUACGUUUAUUGGACGGAUUGGCGUACAAACUCUGUGAUACGUGCCAACAAAUGGAACGGCACGGAUGUUACCGUUAUCCAGCGAACGCAAAGUCAGCCUUUCGGUAUCCAGAUUCUACACUCCAGUAGACAGCCGAACGAUCGCAACAACAAUCCUUGCGCCACAAACAAUGGCGGGUGCUCACACUUGUGCCUUCUCAGCGUGAACCAGACCUACCAAUGUGCUUGUCCUCAUGUAAUGCGGCUAGAUACUGAUAAAAAGCGCUGCGUACAGAACGAGGAAAUCCUCCUGUUCGUCAUGUCUACGGAGAUACGCGGAGUCGAUCUUCAACAACCCAAUCACUACACUAUCCCAACGAUCAGCCAUCAGACACAGGUAGUUCAACCGGCCGUACUGGACUACGACAUAUCGGAAGGCAGGCUAUUCUGGAAUGACAUUCAAUUGAAUGAGAUCAAGUCCUCAUACCUUGCCACGGGCCCGAUUGAAACCAUCCUGGAUACGGACAUUUCCAACUCGAUGGGCUUUGCUGUGGACUGGAUUUCGAAGUUGUUGUUUAUCUCUACGGGAACGGAAACCACCAGUCGGAUCCUGGCGUGCAACAUGAAGGGCGAAUACAUGACGGAGAUCCUGACGGAACUGUCGCUGGUCAACAGCCUGGUGGUACAUCCGUCCAAGGGCGUACUUUACUUUGCAACCUCUAGGGAUGCGUCGAAACUGUACGAGAUGUACUCCUGUCGCAUGGACGGCUCAGAAAAGAAGUUGAUCAGCAACUCCACAUUCUUUCCGAUGGAGAGUUUGGUACUGGACUACGCCACGGAACGACUAUACUACAUCACCUCCAAACUGGGCGAGAUCUACUACUACGAUAUUCAAAGUGAAAAGAUCAUCGAGGUUCUGGGCGCGAUAGGGUCGCACUCCAUCAGUACGAUGACCAUCUACCGGGAGCACAUCUACUUUGACGACGGGCACGAAAGCCGGAUCAUGCGUUGCAACAAGAACCUCUGCCGGGACCAAGAGAUCGUACGGAACAAUACCGGUGGAGUGAACGCUAUCCGAAUGUACCAUCCGGGGGCGCAAAACGGAACCAAUUCGUGUCAACAGAGCGGCGGAGGCGGUUGCCAUCACCUGUGCGUACCGCUGUCCGCUGAGACUCACACCUGCAAGUGUGCCAUGGGUUAUCGGACGGACCCGCAGGAUGCUUCGCGAUGCGUUGGGAUCGAUAACUUUUUGAUAUACUCGAUCGGGCAUCAACUAAAGGGUCUUGCGGUGGGGAAGGCGCUGAAUCCGAAAGAAGUCGUGCUCGGACCGCUGCAGAAAAUUUCAUUGGCGACCGCGAUCGAUUACCACGCAAAGAGUGAUUUUGUGUUCAUUGCGGACAGUGACCGGGGAUCGAUAACGAAGAUCAAGCGCGAUGGCAGUGAACGAUCGGUUAUUGUGAGCAAUUUCGAGCAGGUUGUGGACGGAAAUUCGUUGGAUUGGCUCGGUGGUAUUGCCCUUGAUUGGGUGGCAGACAACAUCUACUGGACGGAUCAGAAGAGAAACCUGAUCGAGGUGGCAAGAUUGAAUGGUUCUAUGCGGUAUGUGGUAGCGUCAAAUUUGGAAAGUCCCCAACUGAUCGCGGUUGAUCCCGUGAAUGGGUACAUAUUCUACGCCGGUAAAGGGAAGAUCGGAAGAACGGGCCUGGACGGUACUGGAAAGUUCAUUUUGGUAAACCAGACUACCAUGAUCAGUGAUCUGACGCUGGACAUUGAGAAUCAGGCAGUGUAUUGGUGCGAAGUUCAAACGGACAGUAUCUGGCGGGUUGAUUAUGACGGCAAUAUGAAAAAAGUGUUACUGAACAACACUCUGGACAACGUACAAACGCUAGAUCUGUACGAGGAAAACGUUUUCUGGUCAGAUGUUCGAGGGAAUAUCAAGGUGGCAAAUGUGAAAAACCUUACAAACUACUGGUCCGUGAUCGAAGCCGACAGCAACCCGAUGAAAGAUAUAAAAAUUUUCUCUUCGGAGAAACAGAAAACAACGAACGCCUGUGGCAAAGACAACGGUGGCUGUGAGCACCUCUGCUUGUUCAACGGAACGCAUCCGGUCUGCGCGUGCUCUCAUGGCAAGGUUUCCACCAUAGAUUACAAAACAUGUGAACCGUAUGACAGCUUCUUGAUAUAUUCUCGCGUCUCUGCGAUCGAAAGUAUUCAUCUGACCGACUCCCAGAAUCGCAAUGGUCCUAUUCCGGAGAUUCAGAAUUCAACCUUACUGAAGAACACGAUCGCUCUAACAUAUGACUACGAUCGAAGUUUGAUCUACUACUCGGACGUGGAGUUCAGUUCUAUCAACUCCGUGUACUUCAAUGGUUCGGACCAUCGUCAGAUCAUCACCAAGCAGCUCACUGUGGAAGGCCUUGCGUACAACCCAAUCACCAAACACUUAUUCUGGACCUCAAAUAAUGAAGCGUCCAUCCGAUCGUUGGACAUGUCCAACAUAACCCACGACCCGAAAACAAACGCCGGGUUGGUCAAGGAGCUGAUCAAGCUGAAACCAACUGACAAGCCGCGAGGGAUUGCCGUUGAACCGUGCCUAGCGAUGAUCUAUUGGACCAACUGGAAUCCACUGUCGGCGUCGAUUCAACGCGCCUAUCCGUCCGGUUAUGGUCUGGAAAGUAUUAUCACGACUGACAUUCGGAUGCCGAACGCCAUCACCUUGGACUACCAGGCGAAGAAGCUGUACUGGGCCGACGCACGGUACGAUAAAAUUGAGCGGGCGGACUACGACGGACGGAAUCGAGUGGUUUUGGCGCACUCGACCCCGAAGCACCCGUUUGCAAUGGCCGUCUAUGGGGAUUUGCUGUUUUGGACCGACUGGAUUCUGCACGCGGUGAUCAGGGCCAACAAGUAUUCCGGAAGUGAUGUUCUGUGGUUGCGGAAUGACAUUGUUCGACCGAUGGGAAUAGUGGCGGUGCAAAAGAUCGACCAAGACUGUAGUGCGGAUCCAUGUCGAGUGCUGAACGGAGGUUGCGAAGACGUGUGCAUGGUCGAUGCGGCCGGCAUGAUCAAGUGCAACUGUACGCAGGGGGUGUUGGCGAAGGACGGAAGACGAUGUGUUCCGAGUCAGUCGUCGCACUGUUCGGCGGAUGCGUUCAGCUGUACGGUCGGUGGAUGCAUUCCAUUUUACUUGACAUGUGACAAGAUCUCGCACUGUAUUGACGGAUCGGAUGAGAUGCCGAGUUUCUGCGAUAGCCGGCAGUGUCCGAAGGGAUUCUUCCUGUGCACUAAUAGGCGGUGUAUUCCGGAGUCGCAGCACUGUGACAAUAUCCAGAAUUGUGGUGAUGGCAGCGACGAGUUGAACUGCCCCUGUGAUCCGGAGACCAAGUUCCGGUGUAACAAUGGGUUGUGCAUAUCCAACAAGAUGCGCUGCGACAACGAUCCGGAUUGUGCGGAUGCCUCGGACGAGAUCGGUUGUCCGAAGGUUCGAAACUGCAGUGCGAUGCAUUCUGGUGAAUUCCUGCAGUGUCCAAACACUACGGCGUGCUACAUGGCUUCGUGGGUUUGCGACGGGGAGAACGACUGUUGGGAUAACAGCGACGAACAGAACUGUUCGAUGUCGAUCGCGCCGACGUGUCCAACGGAUAAGUUCCUGUGCGACAACGGACACUGCAUUCCUCAGAACUGGCGAUGUGACAACGAAGACGACUGCCUGGAUGGGACCGUCACCAGCUUGAGUUCGGACGAGGUCAAUUGCACGCGCCACUGCAAGCCAAACCAAUUCCAGUGUUUGAAUACUUCCGAGUGUAUCCCGAACAGCUGGCAGUGCGACAAUAAUCCGGAUUGCGCCGAUGGAUCGGACGAGGGCGAACACUGCCAGCAGAGAGUUUGUCCUGACUGGGAGUUCCAGUGUCCGGGAAGUGGCCGCUGCAUCCCAAAGAAGUGGAUGUGCGACGGAGAGGUGGACUGCUUUAACGAUGGAGCCGAUGAAAAGAACUGUGAUACAGUGGCGAUCGGGUGUGACCUGGAAUCCUUUACCUGUCACAGCGGAGAAUGUGUCAGUAGACUAUUCGUUUGCGAUGGUGAUGCUGAUUGUCUCGAUGGUUCCGAUGAACCUAUCAAUUGCACUGAAAGCAGUGCCCCAACUGCAUGUAAACCCGAUGAAUUCCGGUGCAAGAACCAGAAGUGCAUCCCUAACAACCUAACCUGCAACGUCAACAACGACUGCGAAGACGGAUCGGACGAAGACAUCCAGCUGUGCAAGAAUACCACGCUGAUCUGCGCUGGACCGGAACUGUUCCGCUGUGAGAGCGGAGUUUGCAUCACUAGCGGCCUGCUGUGCGAUGGACACGACGACUGCGGUGAUUGGAGCGACGAGAAGUCCUGCCAGAUCAACGAGUGCGAUCAGAUGCCGGAUCUAUGCGCCCAUACCUGCGAAGAUCGAGAAGUAGGCUAUGAAUGUAAAUGCCGACCUGGAUUUAAGGUUAACGCGAUCAACAAACACCUUUGCGAAGACAUCGAUGAGUGCCUGGAUCGUCCAUGCAGCCAAAUCUGUAUCAACACCUACGGAUCAUAUCAUUGCACGUGUCAGGAAGGAUAUGUGAGCCGUGAGAACGGAUCAUGUAAGGCCGACUCGAUCGAAACUAUGAAACUGAUUUUCUCAAACCGAUACUACGUUCGUGAAGUAGAUCUCAACGGUUCCAUGACCAUUUUGGCACACAACCUUUCCAACGCCGUUGCAUUGGACUUCGACUGGGAAACCAAGUGCUACUACUGGUCCGACGUCAACUCGGUGAUCAGUUCAAUCAAACGGAUGUGCUUGAGUUCAAACAAGACAGAGACUCUCCACAAAUCCACGUUGAAGAAUCCGGACGGCUUGGCGAUCGAUUGGGUUGCCCGGAACCUGUACUGGUGUGACAAGAGCCUGGACACGAUAGAAAUUUCCAAACUCGAUGGACGAUAUCGGAAGAUUCUGAUCUCGGAGAACCUUCAGGAACCCAGAGCGAUCGUACUGGACCCCUUCCGUCGGAACAUGUACUGGACCGACUGGGGUGAUCAACCGUAUAUCGGUAAGGCCGGCAUGGACGGAUCGAAUCAAACCAUGCUGGUUAAGAACCAUCUUGGAUGGCCGAACGCUUUGACGAUCAGUUUUGAAACGAACGAACUCUUCUGGGGCGAUGCCCGAGAAGACUUCAUCGCCGUCAGUGAUCUCGAAGGGCGCAACCGAAAGGUGAUCAUCUACCGGGACAUGCACCCAAGCAUGAACUUGCAUCACGUUUUCGCGAUCGCCGUGUGGGAAGAUCGCGUCUAUUGGACGGAUUGGGAAACGAAGUCGAUCGAGUAUUGCCACAAAUACCGUGGCGAUCAGUGCGGCAACGUGAUCAAGACCAUUCAUCGACCGAUGGAUCUUCGCGUUUUCCACCCGUAUCGACAGAGGAAACCAGCGGAGGAUCCAUGCUUGUUAGCGGGCUGCUCAACUCUUUGUCUUCUAUCGCCGGAUGCACCAGGCUACAAAUGCGCCUGUCCGGAUAACUUCAUCUUGGGAGUCGACAACAAGACUUGCAUAUCGAACUGUUCAUCGGCUCAGUUCCUCUGCAACUCGACCUUCAAAUGUAUCCCGUACUACUGGAAGUGCGACAAGCAGGACGACUGCGGCGAUAACAGCGACGAACCGGAUGACUGCCCGGAGUUCGCCUGCGAAUCCGGUCAGUUCCAGUGCGACAAUAACAAGUGCAUCAGCCCAAGUUCGAUCUGUGACGGUAUCGAUCAGUGCGGAGACGACUCCGACGAGAAGGACUGCGACGAUUACGAGUGCUUCAAUUCACAGUUUAAGUGUGCCCGAUCGGGUAACCACAGUGCGUUCUGUCUGGAUGGACACAAGCGUUGCGAUGCCAAGCUGGACUGCUACAACGGAGAGGACGAGAUCGGGUGCAAUGUGACGGCCUGUGCCGAUCAUCAGUUCAAAUGCGGCUCGGGCAAGUGCAUUACCAAGGUGUGGGCUUGCGAUGGCGACGUGGACUGCCCGGACGGAUCGGACGAGAAGAACUGCGGCGAACGGACUUGUGAUGUUGGAGAGUUCAGAUGCAACAACGGCCGCUGCAUCCCGAAUUCUUGGCGCUGCGACGGAGAGGACGAUUGCCAGGAUGGGGAAGACGAGAAGGACAACUGCAAACAGCCGGAUGUGGUAACGUGCGAAUCGUCGUACUUCCGGUGCAACAACUCCAAGUGCAUUCCCGGCCGGUGGCAGUGUGAUUAUGAGAACGAUUGCGGCGACAAUUCGGACGAGGUGAACUGCAAGAUGCGCAACUGCUCGGAGUCGGAGUUCCGCUGUCGGGAUGGUUACUGUAUCCGGGGCAUCCGGCAGUGCGAUGGGGAGUACAACUGCGUGGAUCACAGCGACGAGGAGGACUGCGAUUUGAGCUGCAAGCCGGACGAGUUUAAGUGCACCGGGCAGAACUUAUGCGUGAGCACGAAGCUCCUAUGCGACGGCGACAACGAUUGCAUCGACGGGUCGGACGAAGAGAACUGCGAGUGUCACGAGGAUGAGUACCGAUGCGACAACGGCAAGUGCAUCCUCCGGAGCUGGGUCUGCGACGGAAUCGACGACUGUUUGGACCGGUCGGACGAAAAGUUCGAGUACUGCCACGAACAUGGAUGCAACAAACGUGCCUUCAAAUGUAGCAAUAGCAACUGCAUCCGCAAGGGACUGGUGUGCGACAACAAGGACGAUUGCGGCGACAACAGCGACGAGAAGACGAGCAUGUGCCACAAGUGUCCGGCCGGGACGUUCCGCUGUAGCAGCGACUCCAAGUGUAUUCCGAGUGGUUUCCGCUGUGAUGGGCAUCCGAACUGCGUGGAUGAGUCGGAUGAACUGGGAUGCAUUCGAACGGACUGCGGGUUCGGAUCUUGCAGUCAGAUAUGCUUGGUCAAGAAGGGAUAUUACAAUUGUCAAUGUGCUUCUGGUUAUCGGAAGGGACCGCUACGUAACGACACCUGCGUGGCAGCUGAAGAACCAGGCUUGCUAUUGGUCUCAUCUGAAUCGGACUUUAGAAGCAUCUAUCAGGGAACGACUGUGAUGGGAUUCCUCCAGACCAGUUCCAAAAAGAUCGAUCGUUUCGACUUCUCGAUCACCAAACACAACAUCACUCUGUUCUGGAUUGACAGCUUGGAGAAGAGUCUGCAGAAGGUCCAUAUGGAUACUUCGGUGAAAGUGGAAGAAUCGGUGGAGUUCCCCCACAACGUUAAGCCAAGAGCACUGCCUUCAAGUGAUCGCGUCAAGACCCUCGAUGGGACACACUCAACGACAAUUCUUAAAGACCAAACAGUCAUUCCAUUGGCGAUCGCGUGCGACUGGUUAACGGAACACAUCUACGUGAUCAACAAGAAGCAGAGUAACAUCUUCGUGAUUAACUUCAACGGCACUAACCAAACAACACUGACGGCAACUGGAAAACAUCCGAUCGACAUCGUUGUCGAUCCCAUCAACCGGGUAAUGGUGUGGUCCGUCAUGGAGGCAAUCAUUCUAUCGGGCAUGGAUGGCUACAAGAAGCAAAAACUCGUACAUGCGAACAUCGAAUGGGCUUCCGGUCUGGCAAUAGAUCAAACCACGAAUCGCCUCUACUGGGCAGACUACCGGAAGAGUACGAUCGAGACGUGCCUGCUGAUGACCGGUGGUGAUCGGCACGUGAUCCGGGAGAUGUACGACUACUCGAAGCCGAAGCUGUUGGACGUGUUCGAGGAUAGCAUCUACGUGAUACUGUACAAUCAGAGCAUUCUCCGGUUGAACAAAUUCGGACGGGACAACGGUACGGAGGUGUUCCAGGGUACCCGAGGAUACAGGUCGUCCGAUCUGCACUACAUCCAUCCGUUGAAGCAUAAUCGAAAAGCUGCCAACCCGUGCUCCAUGUAUCCCUGUCACGAGUCGGCCGUUUGCCUGCUCUCGAUCGAGAUUCCCCUGGGACGUCGUUGCCUAUGCCCGGACAACCAUCAGAUCGUAAACGAUACGUCGCCAAUGGUUCAGUGCGCCAAGGAAACACCCAUCGAGUGUAAACUGCCGUGCAACUUUGGCCAGUGUGUCAUCGAGAAUGGAGCCCCGCGAUGCAAGUGUCCGGGAUUGUUCGAUGGCAAGUACUGCGAACACUACAUUUGCUCGGAGUACUGCAAGAAUCGGGGCGCCUGUUACAUCGUGAACAACGUGCGCAAGUGUACCUGUUUGCCGCAGUGGACCGGCGAGCGGUGUGAUAUCUCCACGGAAGCGUGCCUGCAGCACUGCCACAAUGGGGGCAAUUGUUCGAUCUCCAACAACGGAAGCCUGUCGUGCAGUUGUCCGAAGGAUUACACGGGACCGCAGUGCGAACACUGUUCCAACUUCAGGUGCGAGAAUGGUGGCAUCUGUAGGAAAACGGCCACCGAUAGGGACCAAUGCGAAUGCCAGGAUGGAUUCAGCGGACGCAGUUGCGAGGUCAACAAUUGUGUCGACUACUGUCAUAAUGGAGGAGGGUGUGCCAUUGAGAAGGGAUAUCCUAAGUGCAGUUGCCCGGAUGGAUCGUACGGAGAUCGAUGUGAGAAUCAGAAUUGCAAGGAAUUGUGCCGGAAUGGAGGUUUCUGCAUGAUCGGUCCGAAGCCGUUCUGUAGCUGUCGGAAAGGCUACGAGGGACAGUACUGCGAGAUCGAUCUAUGCGACAGCACGGAAAAUAGACCAGAAUAUUGUCCACCGGUGCGUCCAUCGCCCAGUCCGCUGCCGAUCUCGUGCGAGCAUUACGUCUGCAGCAACACCGGCCACUGUCUGGAGCUGCGCGGUAAACCGAUCUGCAACUGUACCAACCAGUACGGGGGCAAGCACUGCCAGAUGUACGUCGGGUACAGCAAUCCGUGCAACAACUACUGCAAGAACAGUGGCAUCUGCCAGCUAGACGUUUACGCGGCGUGGAACGUGACGUACGUGCCGACGUGUGUGUGCGUCGGCGAAUGGACCGGCACGCAGUGCGAACGACCACCGAACUGCAUCGAGGAGUGCGGUACCUGUAUGGUCAACAGUUUCAUCAACGAGUGCAUGUGCGAAGACGGUUCGCUCAGCACAUGCCUGAAGCAGAUCGCCGUUGCCGAACUGGAGGAUCGAGAUCGUGCUGGUUACACGCUGUCAAUUUUAGCGAUCGUGCUAUUUGUGAUACUGAUAGCGGUGGCCGGCUUCGGCGGAGCGCUCUACGGAUUGAAGAAACGUAGAGGAGGGCUUCCAUUUUCACACGCUCGGCUCACGGAGAACGUGGAGAUCACCAAUCCCAUGUAUCUGGGCGAUGUGGAAGAGGUGCCAUCGUUUGUACACGAGGAUGAUAAGGCCCACUUCGCCAACCCGGUGUACGACUCGAUGUACGCCGGCAGCGUGAACGUGCACGCCGACUCGUCCUCGAUACCGAGCAACAGCGCCCACCCGCUGUUGACCAUGUCCGGCUCGGCCCCGGAGGAGAAGAAGGGCCUGCUCCAGCACACGCUGGACGACUCGAGCGCGCAGGACUUGUUAUGAUACCGGAUGAAGAAAUAGUAGCAAAUGCGAUUCUAGAGGGCGAUCGGGUUCCGAUUGUCUCUGGAAUGCGCGUUGGGCUGUCACUUGUGCCAGGUAUGUUUGGAUGUAUGUUUCUCUCGAUGAAUCAUAUGAUACUGUUAGAAACUAUGUGUUGAUUUCGUUACGCUUUUAUGUAGGAACGAAAUAAUAGUCAUUUUCUUACUGUUAGUAACCUUUCGCAAAGGAUUUGUAGAUAUUCUGUAUGUAUAGGAAUAGACACUAUCUUCCACAUUAACUUAGGUUUAGGAUCAAGCUAGACAAGUUUAGAAGAUCUCGAAAAUCACUUUUAGUGAAUGUAAGUGAUUUCAAUGGAAUGGAACGAUCGCAUUUGAGCGAGAUCAAUUUAGUAAAAUGGACGAAGCGAGAGAGAGUGAAUUAGAAUCAAAUUGAAUCUACUAUAGCUUCUAUGUUCUGUUAGUUAGUCAAGGACCGAACUCGGUGCCGUGAAAGAGUGGUAGGACAGAUCGGAAAGAUCACUCCAAUGAGCUUUAAAUACUUUUAUGUUAACUAAUCAAUAAUCACUACAGUGUACAUUUACAGUAUCCAGAUAGAUAUAACUAAUACUCAGCAACAGCUUCAUUAUGACAUUUUACUCGACAUUUAAAAGACGCGCACUUCCCAGGAAGCGAACACAUUUUUUCUCCAAUGACAAAGCAACAAUAAAAAUUAAACUAACCAUGAGGCGAAAUUUGUCCAUCCACUUUUUGAUAAUAAGCAAAACCUUAGCGAAUAACAAAGCAACAAUUACUGUUAAAAAGAAAUAACAACAGAUUCAUAAUUGUUUGUAAAGAAACAAGAAGUAAAACGAAACACUCUAGAAAUUGAUUGUGAUUUUUUAAAAACAAAACGUAAAUAAACGAAUCCUAACAUUAAAACAAAAUAUUACUAGUUUUGAGAAAUUAUGUGAAGGGCAGCGGUUAAAAUAAUAAUAGUUAGUUAAAAAUUAUGUGAACGAAACGCAACUUCUCCGGAAGGAGGAAACGAUUUUUAUCUGAAAGGUUGAAACAUAAUGCCAUAAAGGAAGAUGACACAACACAACAUGAACACACUGCUCCAAUGCCAUAUUUAGAUAAAUCAAUUCCCAGUUUGCCAAUGCAGAAUAGAAAAACACAUAGAAAUAGCUAUUCGCUGAGUAAGCUAAAGGAGGAAAUCAAUCAGCAAACGAAACAUUUGCAAGUUUUAUACGCGACGAGAUACUCGUGAACAUAGAUGUAGAGAAUUUGGUUUUUGUACUGGAAAGAAGGGGGUUACGAUAGUGCGAUAAAACGAACAAAUCUCGAAAUGGAGCUGAUGGAUGGUGUUAGCUGGAAUUUUUCAUAUGAGAAAAGGAAUAGGAAAAUCGUUUAAAAUAAAGACUGUAAUUUUGCAA